Molecule: messenger RNA, 2706 nt
Organism: Protobothrops mucrosquamatus (brown spotted pit viper)
Lineage: Eukaryota; Metazoa; Chordata; Lepidosauria; Squamata; Viperidae
Gene: TP53INP2
Product: tumor protein p53 inducible nuclear protein 2
Exons: 5
Coding region: 618-1169 (183 amino acids)
Biological process (GO): autophagosome assembly; positive regulation of DNA-templated transcription
Cellular component (GO): nucleus; autophagosome
Source: RefSeq, a predicted model, not a curated record
CUGGGGAUUCAGCAAUAACCGAAAAAUAAUAAUACGAAAACUACAUUUGGGGAGGGAGAGCGUCCGGAUGUAAGGGCAUCUGCAUGCAUUUUGCAGUGUUGCAUAUCUUCUGGGAAGAUCAGAGACACAAUUGACAUUACCACCGCAACCAUCUCCUUUUCUUGCAUAUGUUUUUUUGGUGGGGUGUCUUUUAAAAAAAACAGCCCUCAGUUCUAUUAUGAGCCUUAGUUGUUGAUUUCAAUUAAAACUACCUCACAGACUUCGCCUAAAGCUGGUGCUUUAAAAAAAAAAAAACUUGUAGGGUUUUUAUAUGUGUGUGCUUGUGGCGUGAUUUACAAAACAGUUGAUGACAUUAAAAGGCAAGUGAAGGCCUUUACACUGAAACCAAGUGAAGAACCUUAUGAUUGCACUAUAGAGAACUCAAAUCAGAUAAGACUUCAGAGGGGAAAAUAUACCCCAGCAUCAGACAGCUCCUGCGUUUUUGGAAGACUCGUCCAUCAAUUUCUCCCCAAAUUUACACCACCGAAGCAUCUCCUGGCUACACGCACUGAAACAAGCAUUUAUAGCCGUGCUUCCAUUUUUCUUUCAAAGUCUAUAUUAGAAAUCCUUUUCCCACCAUGUUCCAGCGUUUCACCAGCCUCUUCUUCAAUGAUAGCAGCUCAGGUGAAGUCGUUGAAGAACCUAAGCCUUUUGUUUCUAAAGAGGAAGAAGAAGAUGGAUGGCUUAUUAUUGAUCUGCCAGAUAGUUUGGCUUCAAGUCUUGGCACUCAGCAGUGGGUAGAAGGUCCAGAUCCUGUCAGUAUGGAGAGCAGCCCUAUGGAGGACCUCUUGAUUGAACAUCCCAGCAUGUCUGUAUAUGUCACCACCACCACCAGCAUCAUUGUGGAAAGAGAGGAUCCUGAGGAGAACAUCCAGGAGAAUGAAAUACCUGAAAACUGUUUACAGCGCCGUCCCCCACAUCACUCCACUUCUCUUGCUACCAAGACUGCCAUCUUGGAGAAGGUUAAUCAAGUGCGUCGGAUUCAGAGGGCAAAGCAGUUGGCAGAGAAGCACAAGUUCAGUCAGAAAGUCAUGAAGAGGCAGAACCGUGCCAGAGAGUGCCGCCCACAACGGGCCAAAUCCCAAGGCCAUUUUGUCUACCAACCAUGCCAGCGCCAGUACAACUACUAAGCUACUUCAGGAAGUCUACACUGUGGGGCAUUAUCCUUUUAACUUUUAGCUUCACUAGCUCUUCACAAUGCUUUUUCCAUCCAAGAGGGUUGUCUUCACUCAUUUUCUGAAAUUAAUCGUCCCUCCCUGUGAGAAUUUCCUACAUUCUCAUGAACUUGCAACAUUAAAUGGUAGAUCUUUUGUGGGCUUUUCUUGAGCUUUAUUCCCCAUUUUUAGCAAAAAGUACGUUUUCUGAUCAAUGACUUUUUUGCCUUUAAUGUCCCAUCUCCUACUCUACAUCCUAUUUCCAGAUUUUGAUUUGGAUCUCAUAGUGAAUGAAACACAACAUGCCUUGCUAACAUUAAGAAACAAGACAGCAAGUCAACUUUGAAACUCCAAUAUAUAGGGUUUUUUUAAGUGUUGGAAAAACAUAUAUGUAUGUUGGUUGUUAAGAGAGACCAUGUUUUUUGUGUGAGUGUGUUUCUUGGUCCUUAGGUAGCAUGAAUUCACACACUGGCUAUUGUAGCAGUUGCCAGUGUUAGACUAAUUUGGUGCUUCCAGUGAAUACAUCACCUUUAUUUUAAUUUAAAUAAGUUACAGGAGGAACAUGGUGCCCUGUCAUUUUUCAUCCCUUGUUAUUGCACUAGAGAGCCUGUGACAUCAGUGCCUUUCUUUUUGACAUCAUGCUCAUGACACAAAAAAAUCCCUAACAGAUUGUGAUGUCAACUGGAGAUACCAGGUUUCUGUGCAAAAUGGAACACAAAAAAACAAGAAAGAAACCUAAUGGAUCCCAAGUUAAAGAUUAAUGACAUGUAUUUUAACAUACUUCCCUCCAUGAAAAAUAAAUAAUUUGUAUAUUUGUUUCUUUUGAUGAGUUGAUGUAAUGGCUGCUCAUGAAUUAUCAAGGAAUAUCCUUAAUUGCCUUGAGGCUGCAAGGCAAUACAAUGAAUAUUUCUGGGAAUUUUGCCAUUGACGUUAAAUGGAAUAUAGAUAGAACCUAAAUUCUCUGUUCAGGUUGUCACAUGAUGCAAAACUACAACUUUGAGAGCCCAUUUUGAGUAGAUGCAAUUAACACUAACAAUUUACAAAUACUACAGAGGAUAUGUGAUUAUGAAAAGGGCAAAGUGGUAUGAGUACUUUUCCUGUUUGAUUAGUUGCAUGGUUAUCAAGGAGUUUCUUACAAUAAUAUUAAUGGCUCUAUAAUUUAAUGAUCAAGUGUUUAGAAAAAGAUGCACAACUUUUGAGGCUCAGAGGCACAUUUGGAAGCUUUGGGGCACUUUUAGAAAAUGGUGCACCUGGGAAUGAAGGCCCAUGAUAAAUCCAAAUAAGUCCCAUAACAUGUUUGAGAACACCCAUUUACCAGAAAGCCAACUGGACAGAUUGCUCCCCACUACCCCAGCUUACCUUUCUAGGCAGGAGAGCAUUUUUCAAUGUAAGCAUUGCUGUAGCUACCCACCAAUCCUUAUUUCCUAAGGACUUUUAAAGGAUGCCUAUAAGGUCUAGGGGCAUUCUUAUUAUAAGCUGGUAUGCUUGUUUUGCAGCAUCCCAGCUUCUGGUU